GGCUCCGCCUCCGCCCCCGCCCGACCCUUCGCAAGAGGGACGCAGGCGGGGAGGAGAGAGGGAGGAGGAGGCGGUGGCGGCGGCGGCGGCACUGGCGCGCUCCUCUCGGGGACCGGCCGACACGGGGGGCGAAGACGUCGCUCCACACCGCCCUUCCUCCCGCCGCCGAACCGUCCCUUCUCACCAUGUCCCAGAGCAGGCAUCGCGUCGUGGCCCCGCCACUAGAGCGCGAGGACAGCGGGACCUUCAGUCUGGGGAAGAUGAUUACAGCUAAGCCAGGGAAAACGCCGAUUCAGGUAUUACACGAAUAUGGCAUGAAGACCAAGAACAUCCCGGUAUAUGAGUGUGAACGAUCCGAUGUGCAAAUACAUGUGCCCACUUUCACCUUCAGAGUUACCGUUGGUGACAUAACCUGCACAGGUGAAGGUACAAGUAAGAAGCUGGCGAAACAUAGAGCUGCAGAGGCUGCCAUAAACAUUUUGAAAGCCAAUGCAAGUAUUUGCUUUGCAGUUCCUGACCCCUUAAUGCCUGACCCUUCCAAGCAACCAAAGAACCAGCUUAAUCCUAUUGGCUCAUUACAGGAAUUGGCUAUUCAUCAUGGCUGGAGACUUCCUGAAUAUACUCUUUCCCAGGAGGGAGGACCUGCUCAUAAGAGAGAAUAUACUACAAUUUGCAGGCUAGAGUCAUUUAUGGAGACUGGGAAGGGGGCAUCAAAAAAACAAGCCAAGAGAAAUGCUGCUGAGAAAUUUCUUGCCAAAUUCAGUAAUAUUUCUCCAGAGAACCACAUUUCUUUAACCAAUGUAGUGGGACAUUCUUUAGGAUGUACUUGGCAUUCCUUGAGGAAUUCUCCAGGUGAAAAGAUCAACUUAUUGAAAAGAAGCCUCCUUAGUAUCCCAAAUACAGAUUAUAUCCAGCUGCUUAGUGAAAUUGCCAAGGAACAAGGAUUUAAUAUAACAUAUUUGGAUAUAGAAGAACUGAGUGCCAACGGGCAAUAUCAGUGUCUCGCCGAAUUGUCCACCAGCCCCAUCACAGUCUGCCAUGGCUCUGGGAUCUCCUGUGGCAAUGCACAAAGUGAUGCUGCUCACAACGCUCUGCAGUAUUUAAAGAUAAUAGCAGAAAGAAAGUAAAUUUGAGCAGCACGGAAAACCCUUCAGUAGCACAUAAAGUUUCCCUUUCGCCCCUUCCCAAGUAAAACAUUUGCUAUAUAAAGUUUGAGUUUGCGUGUGGUUUCUCAGUCUCUUCAGAGUCCAUCAACAUUCCACAUUUAAUUAUCUCCUAAUAGUUGUGUUAAGCUCUUUUUAAUGGCUUCAACUUUGUAUUGGUAUAUUGUAUUUAUAAACUUUGUACCAUAGGCAGAGUGUAGCACCCAUUUUGCAAUGCCAUGUGCAUAAAAGGAAGAAACUGCAUGAUUAUCGAAGAUGAUGGUAAUGAUGAAGAAGAAAUAAAACUGCUAGCAACAGUCUUUCUUACUGGUGCCUAACGUCUUUAUUGUGUGAGGCUCUAUAAAAGGAAUUUAAGGAAUUAGAGUGUUGAUGAACACAGUAACAGGCUUUUGCUGAAUGUGAUUAUUAAAUUUCAGGGAACAUGAUUAGUCUGCUGUGUAUUUGAAUCCAUGUAAUAAAGAGCUGUUGUUAUAA
Molecule: messenger RNA, 1637 nt
Organism: Condylura cristata (star-nosed mole)
Lineage: Eukaryota; Metazoa; Chordata; Mammalia; Eulipotyphla; Talpidae
Gene: PRKRA
Product: protein kinase, interferon-inducible double stranded RNA dependent activator
Exons: 8
Coding region: 186-1127 (313 amino acids)
Source: RefSeq, a predicted model, not a curated record